Panicum virgatum (switchgrass) is the source of this 2239-nucleotide messenger RNA. RefSeq names its product serine/threonine-protein phosphatase 7 long form homolog. The coding region runs from base 707 to 1921 and encodes 404 amino acids. The record is from RefSeq and is a predicted model, not a curated record. Gene Ontology annotation, biological process: meristem maintenance; meristem development. Lineage: Eukaryota; Viridiplantae; Streptophyta; Magnoliopsida; Poales; Poaceae. The transcript has 5 exons.
GACCUCGUCGGCCACUCCGGGCUCCCUGCAGGUCGGCGCCCCCGGCUGCCUUGCAGGCCGACUGGUCGCCUGGUCCCUAGAGGCCGGCGCCCCCUGCUGCCUGCCUGGAGGCCGACACCCCCUAGAUCCUGCUCCCUCUGAAGGUUUGUUCAAAAUUGUAGUCUAUAUAGUACAUGAUUUUGGCCAUAUCAUUGAUUAUUGAUGCACUUUAUUACUUUGUCUGUAAUCUGUUGAACAAUUGAACUAUAAAGAGUAAUGGGGAUAUUGCUAAGAAAAGCUUCAGUCAAAGCUAAGAAAAGAAAUAAGUUGGGUGAUGCUCUUUUGUAUGAUUGUCUUUGUCAAAUUCAUUGAGCGGGAUAGUUUCUUUUAGGUGGAUGAGAAUGACAUAAUCGAGACUUUCAUGAACUAGUAUGUUUGAAGUAUUUGUAUUUAACUAUUGAAUUUAAGAUUUGGAAUGUAAUUUAUGUUCUUGGUAAUUGAAUUUCUCGGUAAAGUUUAAAUUUUAUUACUGAAUUAUAUAGGGAUUAUACCUAAUUGGAAGUGGAAAAAAUGCAAUGAACUAGUUCAUUGAUUAGCAUAUUCCCUAAUCUUGGUCAAGUAUGAUUUUUUUUCAUUUGAGCUUAAGGACCAUGGCCUUUGAUUGUAUCUGUGUUAAUCAUUUUGAAAAAAAUGUGAUCUUUGAUUUUUGUUUGUUUUUUUAAUGUAGAUGGCACAACACCCACGGUAUCCCCUCCUACAAAUGGUUUAUGAUGAGCGGCACCGUGGCAAGAUACAAGAAGAGCGUAUGCAGGUUUUGAAGCCUCUACGCCCCCGCCUUCACAAGCCUCUGUGGUGGGAUGAUAGGUACGCACCGUACCUAAAACGGGCUGGAUUCCUCCCGUUGGUGUGGCUAGUCAAGGAGGGCCUCCCCGGUAUGGACAAUGCAGCUUUAACAGCUCUGGUGGACCGGUGGAGGCCUGAGACACGCACAUUCCACCUUCCCAGCGGUGAGAUGUCAAUUACACUCCAAGAUGUGGCAAUGCUAUUUGGGCUUCGUAUAGAUGGUAGAGCCGUAACUGGUAGCAUCUGUCCAAAUGGAUGGAGGGAAAGAGUGGAGCUGUUGUUUGGAGUGCACCCACCCGAACCACCGGAAGACACGAAGGAUAAGAGGCCUACAGGAGUGACCUCAGCUUGGUUGACACAACAUUUUGGUACACCACCUGGAGCGGAUGCUAAUGGCGGGAUGGUUGCUAGGUUCGCUCGGGCAUGGCUAUGGCAUUUGAUCGCCGGGUUUCUAUUUCCUGAUUCGAGCGGCAACACAAUCUCAUGGAUGUGGCUAGAACUAAUUGGUCAAGACUGGGACAACAUUGCCACUUUCAGCUGGGGGAACGCAACACUUGGGUGGUUGUACCGUCAGCUGUGUAAUGCUUGUAGGCGGAGCAAACAUAGUGCAAAUCUUGGUGGUUGUGCUUACCUAUUGCAACUGUGGAUGUGGGAGCGCCAUCCUGUUGGCCGGCCGGAGCGUUAUGCUCAUGGAGUUACGCCAUUAUACGAGGGAGAGGCUGUGGCUACAGUGGGUUGGUUAUGGAACAAUAUUGGUACCGUGCACGGUAAUCCAGGAAGGCAGUACAUAGACUACAGCAAUGGCCUUGAUUGCCUAAAUGCUGCACACGUUGAAUGGCAACCAUACAAUCGCAUAGAGGUGCAAAACAUGAAUCUUAGUCCGCAAUGCAUGAGGGAUAAUGAAUACUGGCGCUCAGUUUGCCAUCUUAUUUGCUAUUACAUUGUUGAGUACCACCUUCCCAAUCGGGUGAUGCGCCAAUUUGGAAUACUUCAGUUUUGUCCGCCUGAGUAUAUUAAUACUAGUCAUGAGUUGCACGGAACUGAUCGACGGAAGCAUCGAUUGCCAAAAACUGGGAGGAGAAGCACCUUGCAUAUGUGAAUGCUUGGAAUGGUCGAGGCACAAAUUAAUUAUUGGAGUUGUGUAUAAUGGAACUGCAUGACAGUUUUAAAAGAAAUGGAACUGCAUGACAGUUUUCAAAAAAAAAAAAUGGAACUGCAUGUAGAAACCGAAUUUCUAAGCAAUCCUAUUAGGUAAAGCACAUAUACACUUGAAAAAUAUGAAAUUAAAUACUGAAGUCUGCUGUUGUAUUUCACUAGUUUGUUUCACCCCCUUUCUUCUGAAUCAGUGUGCUAUGAAGUCUAAAUAUUUGGUUUUAUUUGUGGAAGCAAGUUCAGUGAUUCAGUAUCACCUUGCUUA